Molecule: messenger RNA, 1311 nt
Organism: Lachancea mirantina
Lineage: Eukaryota; Fungi; Ascomycota; Saccharomycetes; Saccharomycetales; Saccharomycetaceae
Source: the annotation of a GenBank genome assembly
AUGCACUUACCCUGGGAAAUUCUGACCUCCAGUGGUUAUUCUGCGCUUUUUAGGCUUCAAGAUUCGACACAGAACGACAAUUCGUAUUCACCAACGUGCCCAGCAGAUAUGCCACUGACGUGUUCUAACCACACUGCUAUUGAAGAUACUUGUUGCUUUGAACAUCCGGGAGGAAUUUUGCUACAGACUCAGUUUUGGGACUAUGUACCACCGAGAGGUGGCCAAUAUCCCCAAUGGAACGAUGAUUUGGAGAAGCAUUUGGGCCCUAACGAAUCAUUUACGAACCAUGGUCUCUGGCCUGACAAUUGUGAUGCAACAUAUGAGCAGUUUUGUGACCGCAGUUCAAUGAUUGACGACGUACACAACCUGUUGAACUCAGAAGAUUUCAAUUCCGGAAGUUUGCAGGUUUCUGGUAAAGAUCUUCUGAGAAAAAUGGAGAAAUAUUGGAAAAGUAAUACUGGAGAUGAUGAGGCGUUGUGGAUUCACGAGUUCAACAAGCACGGCACGUGCAUCAAGACAAUUAAACCGAAGUGCUACGAACGUUGGAACGAUAAACCAACGAAGAGCGAUGUUUCUUAUUCAAAGCGAGGGGUUUACGACUACUUUCGUAUUGCAAUGAGUCUUUUUGAGAAAAAGGACACUUUUCAAGCUCUGAAAGAUUAUGGUAUUGAACCUUCUGUCGACCGUACCUACAGCCGAGAUGAGAUCUCCAAAGCGCUCUCUGAAUUUCAUGGGAAGCACGUUCUCUUCAAAUGUGAUCGGAAUCGCGCACUCAAUGAAGUCUGGUAUUACAAUUUGCUACGGGGGAGCCUUUUGGGUGAGGAAUUUGAAGCUAUCGAUGCCGUUAGGGCGUUCAGCAACUGCCCAGAAACGGGUGUCCAUUUCUAUCCAAAGGGUUUCAAUCCCCACAAGGGCGCUCCUCCCGACAAGGAUAAAAAUAGCAUCAUAGGUACCGUUCACAUUGGUGGUAGACCAGGGUUCAUAAUAAGGAAUGGCCGUUGGAUGACCGUGGGUACACCAGCAACAUUUCGACUCAUUCCAGCGCCUUUUGGAAACUAUUAUCUAAGGUCCCGAAGCGGUUUCUGUGGGCCAGAGGAACAAUCUGGGAAAUUGGUUUGCAAUAAAGGUGCAUCCACAGCGCCUCAAUUUGAAUAUGACGCAAAGAAGGGUGUUCUUGGAUAUUCUGGCCAGUCCGACUGGCAUGCAUCAGAAAUGCCUCAUGGUCGCCAACAGACCUUAGUUUAUCUAGGAAAAUCUUCGAGUCCCGCUGAUAUCGACCUCAAACUUAAGUUUGUCCCGAAACACCGCUAA